CCGAUGUGUGUGUUCCUUUUCAAUCAGUUCAGUUCUUAUUCUUAAUUUUGUUCUCAGAUUUGUCCCGCUGCUUUCCUGGUCUUCUGAGCAUAUCCACGACCGUCAUGAAGAUGUUCUUCCACGUGGCUAAUGAAAUUGUGGAAGAGCGGCGUUUGUUCAGCUACCCAGAUGAACAACAGGAAGGAGGACAUGGAGAUCUCCUCUCACUACCGUCAGCUCCUCCGAGAGCUCAACGAGCAGAGACAACACGGCAUCCUCUGUGACGCCUGUGUCAUCGUGGACGGAAAGAUCUUCAAGGCACACAAGAACAUCCUCCUGGGCUCCUCCCGCUACUUCAAGACUCUUUACUGCCAGGUUAAAAAAGGUUCAGAGCCUCACCAUCAGACUACAGUCACCCACCUGGACAUCGUGACCGCGACAGGCUUUAAAGCCAUCCUUGACUUCAUGUACUCUGCUCAUCUCGCCCUAACAAGUAAGAACGUCAUUGAGGUCAUGUCGGCGGCCAGCUACUUGCAGAUGACAGACAUCGUCCAAGCGUGCCACAGCUUCAUCAAGGCCGCCCUGGACAUCAGCAUCCGCUCUGAGAUGGCCGACGAACUGGCCGACUUUGAAAUGGGGGCCGUGGUCACCGCCGGCAUAGGAGGUGGCGGCGGAGGCGGAGGAGGAGGAGUUGGUCUAACCGGAGUAGGGGGAGUCGCCGGAGUGGGCUUGGGAGGAGGCGGGAUUGUAGGCAUGGCCUCGGAAGCCCUCGCCUCCAUCAUGUCCGGUCGCAGCACCUCCCCCUGGCUGGCACGCCGCACCAGCCCCGCCAACUCCUCCGGGGACUCGGCCAUCGCCAGCUGCCACGAGGGAGGCAGCACGUACGGCAAGGAGGACCAAGAACCCCCCAAGAGCCACGAGAGCCAGGAGGAAGCUUGCCACGACUCCCAGCCUGCUUGGCCGCACGACUACAGGCCUGUCAGCGUCAAAGAGGAACAGGUGUCCCCCGCCUCUUCCUCGCAUCCCCGGGACACCCCCAGGGGUGCAGCCCAGAGCCAGAGGGAUCAGGUGGCAGGAGGCCCAAGUGCAGGUGCAGAUGGAUCCUGGCAGCCCUUAUCAGGAUCGGGGCGGAGGAAGAACAGGAAAAACAAGGACACGGUCAGACAUAUAACCCAGCAGGCUGAGAGGAACUGGGACAGAGAGCGGGAAAGGGACAGUAGGCCUGGAUCUCCUCUACCGUCCAUGCUUGCUGUGGCCGGCUGGAACUACAAUGGACAGGACAUCCCAGACGCAGACGUGACCAAGCCCAACAGCUCAGACAGCCGCGGCGAACGCCUAGACUUCUUCCUCAAACAGGAAGAUGCUCUCACGGCAGAGCCGGGCUUCCUGGGUCCCAACGAAUCGGAGGAGACGGGGGGAGGAGGACGAGGAGGAGGCGGUGGAAGCAGAGAUGGCGGCGGCGGGAUGAUCUCGUCGGUCGCCAACCUGAAGGCGGCGCUGAUGAGUAAGAACAGCCUGCUGUCACUCCGGGCGGAGAUGAUGGGAGAUGAUAACCCCUUGCUCUAUGAGUACCUUCCCAAAGGAGGACACUCUUUGUCUUUGAAUGACUUCACGGUGAUCCGUAAGAAGUUCAAGUGCCCCUACUGCAGUUUCUCUGCCAUGCACCAGUGCAUCCUAAAGAGGCACAUGCGUUCCCACACUGGCGAGAGGCCCUACCCGUGUGAAAUCUGUGGCAAGAAGUUCACCAGGAGGGAACACAUGAAGAGGCACACGCUGGUCCACAGUAAAGACAAAAAGUACGUGUGUAAAGUGUGCAGCCGCGUGUUCAUGUCAGCGGCCAGCGUGGGAAUCAAACACGGCUCCCGACGCCACGGCGUCUGCGUCGACUGUUCCGGCCAGGGCAUGGCGGCGCUGUUGGAUCACAACGGCGAAGCGGGGGGAGACCUCUCUCCGGAGGAGGAGUUGUACCCAGGCGAUCGCUUCCACGACGACCAGGCCGAGUGCGACGGCGAGGAGGAGAUGAUGGUGGAAGGGGAUGGCGAGAUGAUCGGAGAAGGGGAGGACGAGGCGGCCAAGUGGAAGGAGUCCAGCGUAGCGGCGGAGACUCAGCGGGCGUUGGACAACGAGAAGGAGGAGAGCGACUCCUCGGCACAGGAGGGCGAGCCACAGAAUGGGAGUGAGAGGGACUUUGCGUGGAUCUCCUAAAAGCUGCCCUGCACCUGUUUGUGGCUUGACAACCAAUCUCUGAAGAUCUUUUUGGGGAUCUUUCAGGAAUCUCUCGACCCCCACGGUGGUGGCCCGGCCUUCCUUUUGGAUGGAAACGUUGCGACAAUGAUUUAUGAAUAACCGACACACACAAGUCUUUUUUCUGUUUACCUCCUUUUACUUCCGAUGCAGUGUUCUGGUCCUUCAGUCUCUUUUGCGAUUCGGACCAAGGACGUGGCGGACGCUGGCCCGAGACUUUGUGUGUUUGCCAUCACAAUCACCAUGGAAACCAGGGAUCAGUGUCAGUGCGGGGAGGGAGGUGAUCCCGCUCAGUGUCCUUUUUAUUCUGCAAGUGUCUUUCUGCUAGCGAAGGGAGCGUCUCAAUCUAUUGCAAAGCUCCGCAGGUCGAAAGGACGAGGCGGCGGCCCGACGGCUCACUGCGGACCGAGUCCUACUGCCACAGACUUGCACUUUAAUGACGCUGACUCCUAUCCGAGCCCCCCGAACCCACGGUUUACAUUUGUAAUCUGUUCUUGACUGACCUAAACAACUCGGCGACCGCACCUACCUUUAAAGACUUGACGUCGUCUUGACUGUUAUCAGCGCAUCGGAAUCACUGAUCCUUUGUGCAGAUUGUCGUCUUAUAUAGCCUUUGCCCUCCAAAGGGAAGUCGUGGGGGGGGGGGGGAGCUUUUAUUUUUCUUUCAGUUUGGCUCAAAGUUCCUACGGUUCCGUGGAGUUUUGAGCCAUGUACAUAAAGUUGUCUGGAAUCGAAAGGGAGGACGAAGGGGACGUUGGACAAGGACGCGGCACGGAUCCUGGGGUUGUCUGCCUGUGCGCCUUCGGUCAAUGGCUGCCUUUGUUCAUUCAAGUUUGUUUUUAUUUUCCCCACCCUCUGCUGGCCGAACUCACCUAACUCCCAAGAUUUACAAUAUGCAGACUUUCUUUCCACGCGUGAUCUUUAUUUGGGGGUGGACGAGGGCAAAGGGGUGCCAAAAGAAGGCUGAAAAUCUGCCCUUGAAAUCCCAAGAGUUUUGUUAGUGUUGGCUAUUUAUUGGAUGUGUGUUCGUGGACCUUCGAAGUCCUUCCCGUUUCUUUCUUGCUGGUGUACGUGUGGCUUGAGUGAGACGUAUGCAAGGAUGCUCGCAGUCUUUAUUGCUUUCCCAAGAUUGUUUUAAUAUUUUUGACAGCUUUAUUUACAUCAAUGUUUUAUGACAGCAUUAUUAUUGACAACUGGAGUGAGGAGUCUUAUUAUGAUAAUCACAACUAUGAUUACCGUUGUUGAUGUUACUAUUAUUCAUUAUUAUUAAGUGCUGGAUGCUAAGCUUUAUUUUGUAUGAAUUUGGGAGUGUUUUAUAACUUGUACAAGAUGGAGAAGAAAAAAAAAAAGCUUUUAUACUUUGCCUUGUUGUGGACAGCAAGCCAUGGGGCUUUUCUCAACCUUUUUAUUGUGCCAGUUGACGCUUUUUCUGUCGUAUUUGCUUUUUUUUUUUUUUUUUUCUACCAGGGGGAAAACACUGUUAACCGUCCGUUUGAUAUUGAUUGCGACAUAUAUUCUGCACACGCUUUUGCAUCACUAAUGUACACUAAUUGAUGAAUAUCGAACCAAAAACAAUCUAGUACCUUGUAUACAUUAAGUGCUUUUGUUCCAUAGUCUGUGUGUGCAGGUGCUUUUUGGAUAUAUUCGGUGUGCUUACGUUGUUCUUUUUUUGUCACGCUUUGAUUAAAGUGCACACGUCGUCGUCGUUGUUGUGACUCUGAAGGGCUUCGUGGCUAGCUUGGUCGAAACCGCAUGUCAUAUGACACACUGUACAAUCGAGGAAGAAGGGCGGCUUGGGGGCACACAUCAGGCCUCUCUCAGCUCCAAAAGGGGCCACGGAUGGACUUGCACUUCCCCAGUACACUUUCUUCACAUCUAUGCUUGUAACGUUAUUUGUGUUAUUUAUUGUGCUUUGGUUUGACCCUCUUCCCGGAUGAUUUGGUUGGGUGAGGGUGGGCGGCCGACACAACGAAGACAGUGGUGGGUUGAAUUUCAAUGAAUGUUUAUGAUGGUUGUGUUGUUGUCGCCACAGUGUACAAGUGUGUGUGUGCGUGUGACCCCUGCACUCUUUUCAUGACCUCAACCUCAUCUUCUUCCUCAUACCGGCUCGUACUUCAGGAAAACGUCUGCCAUCAACCUCGUCGAAUAUGUGCCUCGAUGACCUUUUGACCUGCGUGCUUUGCGAGACAAUUUUGGCUGAUUCUCGAGCGGGAUCAGAUGAAACAUUUUCGAGACAAAUCAAGAUUCUCCUUCCCGUUGUGCGUCGAUGACCGUCUGUGCCCAUUUUUUUCUUUGUUGGCGUGCGUGGUCUAACUUGCAUGCCCGUGUUGAUUGCGUCAUACCAAAGCGACGUCUUCGGCAUCUGCACACAACUGUCUCAUUCCACACGACGCAAAACUGGAACUGUUUGCUCUAGUGCAGAGGAUUAUGGGUAAUUUUUCCGACGUGGACAAAUCCUCAUUUAGCUUGAUUCACACGUGCAAAUCAUGAAGCCAUAGAUAUGGGUAUAUCUAUAGUAUACUAUAUUUCAAAGUUGCCGCUUUUUACUUUAGAGUUUGUUCUUCUACUAAGAGUGGUGUGUGUAUACCUUCAUAUAUAUGAAUUUAUAUGACUAUUAUAUUAUUUAUUUUCUCAACUUUAAGACGGUCUUUGAUUUGUACAAGGUUGCACUUGAAGCUUGAGCUUUGCUUCUUUUCACUGGGAUUAUUGUUCAAUAUGAAAGACUUUAUAUUGAUGAUACAAAACGUGUGUUUGUAACAAAAUGUGUUAAAUAAUCAAAAAAACAACAACACUGUCCUGUCUUAUUUGUUUGUUUGUUUCUGUUUUGGGCAGAGUAAGUGCUCUUGUGCAGAUAGUUUUGGGUUGCUAGUUCUAAUGACACCGUUUUUACAGUCAACCUUGAGCCUCCGGUUUUGAUGUUGGCCCAACGGCCGUGCAAGCUGACGUCAUGUUUAGUGGAAGAAUUAGCUUGAGUAUUAUUUGCAAAAACCAAUCAGUCUCAAUAAAUUUUGAAAUUGCUGCUGUAAAAAGAAGUAUUUCACGUGUGCUUUUUUUUUUUAAGACAGACUGCUGUCCACAAGAGGGCAGAAAAGACACGGUAACCAAUUUUCCCUUUCAAAGCUGUUCAUUUUUUUUAAGAAGCGGUUGCAGUACUCCCACUCUCUACUGUACAAAUCCGUUUGAAAAAAAAUAGAGUUGGGACAAAGUAGAACUGAACUAAAUACAAAAUGAAAUACUUUAAAACAUUUUAGAAUUCAUGAAAAUAUCCUAUUAAGUAAAGACCUUUUUAAAAAGUUUGCAAGUGCAUUUAUAACGGCUAAACACAGCCUAAAUAGAAUUCCGUUCUCCUUAGCCUUUAGGUACAAUAUUUGCAUUUUUUUCUUUAAGAACCUUUGUUUUAAAACAUUUAUUGAGGAACAUCUUUCAUUUAACUUGUGUGCAACACGUUUUAAGUGAAUCAUUAUUGAAGUAGUGUUCUUAUUUUCCUAAUUAUAAUCGGAGUGUUAAUGUUCAAACUAUUACAGUGGAUAAAUUAUUUUUAAUUUUGUAUUUUCUUGUACUUUUUUUAUGUACACCCCAGUACUGUAUUUUUUUAAAACUUUUUUUUAAAGUGCAGUUGUAUUUAACUUAAGUAUAAAAAAUUUGCAUUUAGUCUCAUAGGAAAUGUGUUAAUCUAAUUAUUGUUUUAUUUGAACCACCUAAGGACUGUGUUUGUAUUUUCCAAUAUUUAAGUGGAGAGUUAAUGUUCAAACUGUGCAUAAUGUUACAGUGGAUUCAUUCUUUUUUUAAUUAGUGAAAAAAUGUUUUUUUAAAAAUCAUGUACACCACAUAAUUCAUAUUAUUAUUAUUAUUUUUUUAAACAUUUUUUAAGUACAGUUCAGUUGUAUUUAAGUAUACCACAUUUGCAUUUACUCUUUUGGGAAAUUUUGAUGGAAUUAUUAUUUAUGUUUUAUUUGAACCAUUUAAGUACUGUCUUUGUAUUUUCCGAUAUUUAAGUGCACUGUUUAUGUUAUAGUAGGAAAACAAUCAUAUUAAAUAUUCUUUAAUCCUGGUA
This is a messenger RNA of Phyllopteryx taeniolatus (common seadragon), 6277 nucleotides long. RefSeq names its product zinc finger and BTB domain containing 46 (gene zbtb46). Bases 130 to 2184 code for a protein of 684 amino acids. Gene Ontology annotation, biological process: regulation of transcription by RNA polymerase II. The record is from RefSeq and is a predicted model, not a curated record. The transcript is spliced from 6 exons. Gene Ontology annotation, molecular function: DNA-binding transcription factor activity, RNA polymerase II-specific; RNA polymerase II cis-regulatory region sequence-specific DNA binding; protein binding. Lineage: Eukaryota; Metazoa; Chordata; Actinopteri; Syngnathiformes; Syngnathidae.